UAAAUAAUACAACUUCCCGAAAUACUUCAGCUGAUCAAGGUUCCGAUAGUAGAACUAUUAAAUCAGCAAAAAAAUCAACUGGAAACAAAAUAAUUGGUAUCACUGGUCAAAAAUCUGGUUCUACACGUGGUACUUCAGCAAAAAUUGAUUUUAAUCAAGCACAUUGGAAAAUGAGAAUUAUAUGUAAAAAAAUAUUUCA
Schistosoma margrebowiei is the source of this 199-nucleotide messenger RNA. Lineage: Eukaryota; Metazoa; Platyhelminthes; Trematoda; Strigeidida; Schistosomatidae. The record is from the annotation of a GenBank genome assembly.